AUGCACUUCAACCGAGUGAUUCUCGCCUUGAGCGCGGUAGGCUCAGCUCUGAGUCUACCGCAGCUCGCGUCAAAUGGAAACCUCUUCUCGCUUGCAACCAGAGAUACCUGCGGUGAUGAUUUCACUGGCAAAGAACGUUUUGAUUGCGACAAACCCGCGGGUCAUGUCCUCGAAGACAAUGGUUCGAGAUGCGGAACCAAGGACAUGAUUACAGUAAACGAGAACCAAUGCCGAGUCUACUGCGAGGUCAAACGCGUUGGCUUUGUAGGUCGCUGGGAGACUGCCCCAGGCAAAUUCGGAGAGCUUCAGCAACCCGGCAGCAAGGGUAUCAAUCUCGAGGAAGGCCAAGAGACUACAGUGUCUUAUGGCUUCUCGCUCGGACUGGAGGCAUCGUACGAAUCAGUCAUUGGCGGCGGUGCUAGCUUCCAGUGGUCCAAGGCCGAUACAAAGGCCAAGACGGUGCAAAGACAGGCCAGCGGCAGUCCAGACUAUGCGAGCAAAUGGGUCUUUUUCCCAAAAAUGAUCACCACCUGUGGCACCUUGACCGAGAAGAAUUACAUUGAGGCCCAGACCAACGGGCGCUAUGUUGAACCGGCGCAUUGCGGCAGCGAGGAAAAGACUACCCACAAUGUCUGCUCCACGACCUUUGCUACCAAGGAGGGUAGUGUUGAUGCCUUUUGGGCAGAAGUUUUUCUCUGGCCCGACGGAGUCGAAGUCCCGCUAGACGUUCAGAGCGACGCCUUUCGCAGUGCUUACAAGAUGUUCUCCACUGGCCCCUCGGGCCCUGGACCGCUGGGAUCUUGA
Pestalotiopsis fici W106-1 is the source of this 804-nucleotide messenger RNA. RefSeq lists its product as uncharacterized. The coding region runs from base 1 to 804 and encodes 267 amino acids. Lineage: Eukaryota; Fungi; Ascomycota; Sordariomycetes; Amphisphaeriales; Sporocadaceae. The transcript has 4 exons. The record is from RefSeq and is a predicted model, not a curated record.